AUGCUUUACCCCUGGACAGGUUUGGCCCAGUCCAUCAGUGCGGCGCUGGAGGAGGGCUGGGCCGCCGCUCCCAGCAAUGACCUCGCGGCGCCCCCGCACUCCCCUAAACACCGCGCCGGGCUGGGGGCGGCGGACCCCGCGCCCCGCCUGCGCCCGCUGCUGCUCGCCGCGCUCUGCCUGGCCGGCCGGCUCGAGCCCACCCGCGGCUGCCAGCUGCCGUCGGAGUGGAGACCCCUGAGCGAGGGCUGCCGCGCCGAGCUGGCCGAGAUCAUCGUGUACGCCAAGGUGCUGGCGCUGCACCAGGAGGUGCACGGCCUGUACAACUACCUGCCGUGGCAGUACGAGGCCAGCGACGCGGGGCUCUUCUACUCGGCCGAGAUCGAGAUGCUGUGCGACCAGGCAUGGGGCAGCAUGCUCGAAGUGCCCGCGGGCUCCAGGCUCAACCUCACCGGCCUGGGCUACUUCUCGUGUCACUCCCACACCGUGGUCCAGGAUUACUCCUAUUUCUUCUUCCUCAGGAUGGAUGAAAAUUAUAACCUCUUGCCUCAUGGAGUCAAUUUCCAAGACGCCAUAUUUCCUGACACUCAAGAGAACAGGAGGAUGUUUUCCAGCCUUUUCCAGUUUUCGAACUGUUCCCAAGGGCAGCAACUGGUGACUUUCUCCAGUGACUGGGAGAUCCAGGAAGACAAUAGGCUCAUGUGUUCCUCGGUGCAGAAGGCCCUGUUCGAGGAGGAGGACCACGUCAAGAAACUGCAGCAGAAGGUGGCCACGCUGGAGAAGCGGAACAGGCAGCUCCGGGACCGAGUGAAGAAGGUUAAGAGGUCUCUCAGGCAGGCGCGGAAGAAUGGCCGCCACCUGGAGCUGGUGAACCAGAAGCUCAGCGAGAAGCUGGCGGCCGCGGCGGGAGCCAUCCCGCACAUCAAUGCCCUGGGGCGGGAGCCGGCACGCAGCUCCUACCUGCGGGGGUAGUGGGACUGCAUGGUGGCCGGGCCCAGCCCUACUGGGUCACCUCGCCUGCCGCCAGGGAAUGGAGUGAUGGUGGUUUUGUAUGGACACAUAUUUCAAAUCUUGUAGAAGAUGUUUGUACUCCUUUUGUAGCGUCUAGUUGGUUUAAACAGCAAGCCUUGCUUUCCCCUUGGUUGCUGGCCUGGUCCCAGACACAGUGCUCAGAAGUCCAGGGGCAGCAGGAUCCUGGAGCUCCAUGUCCCUGCCUGGGGCCUGUCACCAGCUUCCAGGAGCAGCCUGCGAAGUGCACUUAUUGGGGAAAGAACAUUUUAGAAUCUCUUAAUGUAUGAGACUUCGAGGGGCUUGGCCUUUAUUUCAGAGGGGAGGCAGAGUGGUCUCAGCUCUGAGCUCCGGGACAAUCACUAGUUUGGAGGAGUGAUCUGAAUCAAUUCGUGGAACCUUUUGCUGUCUCAUUUUCCAGAGCUUUGGAAGAAUGGUGGCCUCACAAAGCACCCAAGGAUGCCUAUAAACAAACAUGUGCAGGGUGUCCUUACUCCAGCCAUCAUUUCCUCACAGCUGAGGCUUAUUAAGACUUAAUGAGCUCAUCACAGGUAAGGGAAUUGAGUUGGGAGUGGGGUGGCAGGUAAUUAAACAAGAUGAACUAUACCUGAUAUCCAACACCAGCUACACGGAGCUGAAGAUGACACCUAUGGGGUCACACUAAUCAAGAGGGGAAUUGCCUUUAUUGGCCUGUCAUGUUUCAUCAAACCAUACUCCUAAGUUAGAAGAGCCUGAGCAAUGUUUCAGCCACUGCUAAAUUCUAACUUGUUUGCUCAGUAAUUGCUUCCAACUUCUCUGAAUUCGAGGUGAGCUGACCCAAGAUGCUGUGAACUUCUGUUCUGCAGAGACGCCUCAUUCCCAUUCAGGCUCCCAAAGGGUUUGUUCCAGGCAUUCCCAUAUCUGCUUCUUUACGCACACGCUUUCCACCCACCAGGACUGUCUGUCCCCUGGGAGUAAUAUUUGCGCAUCAGUCCUCUUGUGUUGUGUCAGUUCCUCUACACAAUCACAGCACUUCACCCUCUUUGGAAAGAAACCUUUAAAGAGAGUACUACAUGUAGAAGGUAUUCUCAAUACCUGUCACUUGAGGCCUUGACUUGGGCACAUUUGAUCAAGUCCCUGUGUUAUUAAGAAGUCCGCUGAGUGGCUGUCUCUUGGUUAUCUUCUGAUGAUGGACCUCCAAACCCACAAGUUUCCCUUCACUGCUGUUCCAGAUAGAAGCUGCACAUCAGGAGAUCUGCCACCCAUAGAUGGCCCCAGGCCCUGCAGGGCCUGAUUCUGCUGUCCUCUCCAUCGGAAAUGGCAGUUAUAUUGUCAGACUUCCAUUCCAUUGCCUUUAGGAAAACCACGUCCUUCUUGCUCUGGCAGCCAGUCUGGGAUAUGAGCCUGUUUCACUUGAGUCUUGGUGGCAGGCGACUGCCGAAGGGGAGAAGUCUACACCCUGGACUAGAGAGCAUGGGAACUUUUGCUCAAGGGCACUUCAUGUCCAAGCUUCUGCCACUACUUUAUUAGCUCUGUUCUUCAUAAUGUGGUAUAUUAGAAGGUGCAUCUUCUAGUUUACUCUUCAUAAAGAUAUUUCAUUAGAGCUGUUUUGUUAGGCUUGAAUAACAAGCCUCAGGGUGAUUUACAGCCAGGGUUUGGAGAGCUGUGGAAGCUGGAUCACUACAGAUGCACUACAUUAUGUUCUGCCUUUUCAAUAAAUAUGAGCAAUAUUUCAGCCACAA
Molecule: messenger RNA, 2726 nt
Organism: Ceratotherium simum simum (southern white rhinoceros)
Lineage: Eukaryota; Metazoa; Chordata; Mammalia; Perissodactyla; Rhinocerotidae
Gene: CCDC3
Product: coiled-coil domain containing 3
Biological process (GO): negative regulation of gene expression
Cellular component (GO): extracellular region
Source: RefSeq, a predicted model, not a curated record